This is a messenger RNA of Henningerozyma blattae CBS 6284, 1824 nucleotides long. RefSeq names its product U4/U6-U5 snRNP complex subunit SNU66 (gene SNU66). NCBI's taxonomy places the organism in Eukaryota, Fungi, Ascomycota, Saccharomycetes, Saccharomycetales, Saccharomycetaceae. Gene Ontology annotation, cellular component: U4/U6 x U5 tri-snRNP complex. Gene Ontology annotation, biological process: maturation of 5S rRNA; mRNA cis splicing, via spliceosome. The transcript has a single exon. Bases 1 to 1824 code for a protein of 607 amino acids. The record is from RefSeq and is a predicted model, not a curated record.
AUGGCCAAAGAUAUCAUUAUAUCUAUUGAUGAAACUAAUGAACUGAGAAAAAAACUUGGAUUAAAACUUUUAGAUACUAGUAAUAGUGUAGACUCUAGGAAGUCAUCGUCUACAAACGAUCAUGACAACAAUUCAAAUAGCAAAAUACAUAACGAUGAUAACGAUAAUGCCACUUUUAGUUUGAAACCCACUACUGAUGAGCUAAAUGGAAAUUUUAAGGCAUUAAGCGAAGAGCAUUAUAAUAAAUCUACAUUAAUUAUAAAUAGGCUCAAAUCUUUGAGAGAGAAGAAGCUACGUCUGAGACAAUCAGAAUCUGCAUUGGCAGAUUCAAAUUCUGCAACUGUUGAUUGGCUAUCGAAUGUAGGUAAAACAAAGCAUGAUAAAGUAAAAAUACACAUUGGAGAUGAACGUAAUAUGGAAGAUGAUAAUAAGGAUAUAGGUGCUGUCUCCGAUCUACCUAUAAUGAAUGUCUCCCAUAGCAUUUCCUCAUUAGGGAAUAAUAAGCCAACCAUAUUGACCCUGAAAGAAAAGGACAUAUUAGACUAUAAAAGUGAGGAAGAAGCUGACGAUAUUCAAGAUGCUAUGUUAGAAAAUCAAGAUUUAAUCCAUGAGGAAGACCAUCUAAAUAAACUAAAGUUGAGAAAAUUAAAUCAACAAAGAAAAAGACGUUUCAACUUAAAUGUUUCAAGUAUAGAUAUUGCAAAAGAAGAUGAUGAUAAAUCUGUGGUGAAAAAUUCACAUUCUCUUAUUAUAGGUGCCAAAAUUGAUACUUUACAAAAUUUAUCCAACGAAUCACAGCUAUCGGAUAAAGAUGAAACAAAAUUAAAGGUAAAUUUAUCAAAUAUGAAAGAUUCAGAUAAUAAUUCAGAUGAUAAUAGUGAUUUUAAAAAGAUCAAAAUUAAAAAAAGAAAGAAGAUGGGUAAUAACAUGAAGAAUAAAAUGUUUAAAUCGUCGGUAAAUAUACCCACCAAAAUGCAAAAGGUUGAAUUAGUUGACGAAGAUGUGGAUAUAGACGAUAAUCAAAUUGAUUAUAUAGUUGGAGAUGCUAGAAUCAAUAGACAUAAAACUUUACUAAAAGCCAAGCAGCGGAGUUUAGAAGAUAUCGAGAAAGACAUAUUUAUGGAAAAAUUAGAAAAAAAGCAAAGAGUAAAAGAUAUAGAAUCAUUGAGGAAACGCAGGACUAAUACUUUGACUAUUGAUGAGAAUACAGUAUUUCUAGAGACAUUGGAAUCGAAUAUACUUGAUAACAAAUCAGAAACUGAUAAUGAGAAAGAGAAUGAAUCUGCAAAGUUGGAUAGUUACAAUAUUCCAAAAGAUGCUAGUAAAAAUUUAUCAAUUAUUAAUUCAGAGCCAAUUACUAAAGAUGAGACUCCUACAAAAUCUAAUAUUCCAAAUUUUCAUGAUGGAUUAGCUUCAACUCUACAAUUCUUACAAGAACGGAAUGCAUUACCUACUAAAGCCAAAAAUACUGUAAAGCCGGAUGAAAGAUUAAACGAGCUGUCAAAAGAUUUUGUUGCGUCAGUUGACACGACACAAGAAGAUUAUGAUAAAGUGCGGAGAAACAAGAUGGAAAUUAGAAAUAAUAUAGUUAAACAAGUGAACGAUAUUCAAGCCGUUAGAUUGAAAGAUUAUAAUCCUGAAGUAAUCUUACAGUACACAGAUGAAGAUGGUAAUACUUUAACAACCAAAGAAGCUUAUAAGCAGUUAUCACAGAAGUUUCAUGGAACAAGGAGUAAUGACAAAAAGAAAGCCAAAUUGCAAGCUCGUAUUGAGGCUAGGAAAAAAAAUUCCAAUCUGAAACAACUGUUCGGUUUUGAACAGUAA